AUGAUGGCCACAGAGCCUGUAUUUGACAAGCUAGCUGAAGUUUCUGUCUCGCACCAUUCACUGAGUAACCUUCCCAACGGUGCCCAGCAUGGCGUCGAUUACUCUGCUUUAAAUGGCAGCUUCCACAACAACGAGGAUAUAGCCAACAAACGCAUCACCAGUGUCGAAGAGCAAUUACAUUCCACCGACGUUAGUGUAAGCGGCGGAUCCGACACGGAAACCUCACGUGCAAAAGAUGGCGACAACAGCCAUAGCCGAACCGGCUCUGCCGCCAGGAAACCGUCCACGUUCAAGGCCGUCUCUGUCAACAAGACGUUCUUGGCCGCCAAGGCGAACAGCUCGAGUAUAGCCUCAAAGACGACAGAACGACCCUCGGGAGGCUCCAGCACACCUCCUCCCAGGUCAUCAGCGUUAUCAGCAUCUAGACCUAGGCUUGUCGCCAAAGCUGGCGUUGGCGCGCGAGAAUCAAUGCCGCGUUUCUCUGCCAUGAAUGGUGGCAAGUCAGGAUCUGUACCAGAUGCAAACGCAGUUUGGAACAAGAACCGACCGCCGGAGCCCAAGAAAUUCACAGACGAAGAGCUCAAGAAGUACGGCAUUCAUAUGGCUAGUCGCCUGAACGAAGACGAUGCACAAGGGCAAAACAAGUGGGCCGAUAUUGACGAUGAUGACGAUGACUGGGCACCAGAAGCAAUCACAUGGGGGGAUGGAACAAAAACGAAACUGCCACAUCCCGAUGAACAGCCGCCGCAUGACGAAGUUCCUCAGGCCUCAGAGGAAGGAUUUCAUUCGCAGCAUGAGAUGCCGGGACAAGCCCCUCAACCAGAGUACUCUGCACCAAAGCCUGUUGGGCUACCUUCUGGAAAAGGCCUCGUGCUUAAAGGCGCAUCUCAGGACCGCCCGGCCCUUGUUGCAAAGCCACCACAACCACCUGCUCCCGCCAAGUCGCCUUGGGCCUCGCUGCCUCCCGUCGAGCGGCCGCAGCAGCCCUGGAGUGAAUCGACGGGCUCACCUCGGGGCUCCUACAAGGAGCCAUCGCCGCUGAAGAUGAUGGGCCACCCGCCCAAAGAAAUCGCCGCAGAUGAUUUUAACAGAUCUUCUUGGAGAGAUAGCCACGGUGGUGGUGGCCGUGAACUUUACAACUCCCAGUCUGGACGACUUGAACCCGUCGCAGACCGCCGCGGAUCUAUGCUUUCCGACCAUUCAAGCAGACAGCCCGCUGUUCUCCAGCGACAAGCCAUGGACCACCCAGAGCCAUCCAGCGCCUUCCAAACCAACCGAACCAACCAAGAGGGCUCCUUCAACCGAAGAAGAGCAUCAUCUAACGUUAGCGGCGGCAGUGGUUUUCUCCAACGUGGUGGACGUGCUAGUGAUGGGCAGCAACAGGUACCCACCGACGAUCGUGGCCCUCGUCGUCCAUCCUUCUCUGGUUCAAUUGAAGGUCGAUUUAGCCAUCAAAACAUGAAUGGCCCCAAUCGCCAACAUCCAAGCUGGAACAAUUUGGAUAUGCCAGAUCUGACGUCAAUGGAAUCUCAAGUGCCAGACGAAGACGAUGUCGAGUACCAGAAGAAGCUUAUGAAGGAGCGCAUUGAGCUUGCCAGAAAACGUCGACAAGAAGAAGUCGCUCGUGAGGAGGCGGCGCGCAAGGAACGCAUCCAGAAGAAACUCGAAGCACUUGGCCCUGCACCGGAGAAGAAGAACGAGAAGAAGGAAGGUGUGAUUCGUGACGACACCAGGCCAACCCAAAUCCAUCGUCGUGAAGGUCCUAUUGAUGGACAGUCUCCACAGCAUGCUGCUGCGAGCCCCAAUGACCCGAGAUCGAGACGCCUUUCUCAGAAUCAGGAGCAACAACCUGCCGAACCCUGGGUUGGCACUAGUCCUCGGCCAGACAGAUUGUCUGCUUGGGCAGCUGGAGCAAAUGGCCUGGGAAGAAAUGUGUGGGGUUCUCCGGAUAACGACCGUGGCCUUGGCAAUGGAACGUUCAAUCCUGACUUGGGCCGGAUCCCUGGUGCGACAGGCACAACAAUUCAACCCAGCAAUGGCCCGCAGCCACUCUCAUUGCCUGCAGCGCUGCAAACGGCCCCCAUCGGAUCUCGGGCUUCUCGAUAUGACGCCCCCAGGACAGAUCUUGCCAGUACAUGGGUUGCUGCAGUUGCCGAUACCGACAAGAAGCUGAGUGCGGCUAGAUUAGCUGAGCUCGCCAGCAUGGAACGCCAGCUGGCAGAAAGAGGUCUUUCGGCCGACGAUGCCCAGCCUGUGAUUAAGGAAACUUGGCGACAAGUUCAUGCACCUGGCGAUGGCACACGUCAAGUCAUCAAUGCCUCUGAGGUGCAAAUGCAUGCUCCCAAUGCCUGGAAAUCCGCCAGAGAAGACUUGAGGCAUUCGAAACAAGCAGGCCCUGCAGCUCCUGCUGGAGUCAUCGGAUCUGCGCCGCCACAUGUGGUUCCGCAAAAUGCCAACGCAUCUUCGCAGCCACGGACUUCUCGCUUCUUUCCAACAAGAGAGCAGCGCCUCGACUCGCCGCCGGGGACACUUAGACCGCCGUCGCCGUCAGCUCCUCCCCCUACCAUGGAGGGUCAUCCGGCGUAUGAAGGUGAUGCCAAGCGUCCUCAAGUUUCGCUACCCAAGCCGCAGCCGAUUGUAAAGCUUCCACCGGCCGGCAUUCAGCAUCAGGGCCCCACCAACCGACAGCAACCUGCUUGGGGUAACAGAGGACAGGCCAACGGCCGGGGACCUCAGCCAUACGCCCAUCAAUCCCAACGAAGCGCGGAGAGCUCUCAAGAACAAUGGCAAGAUCGUAUCAACAGCUUGCUACACCAAAAGGCAUCGCCUCCGAAGGCAACUAUUGGAAUGGAUGUUGUCAAUGUUGCAAGCCGGUCUGGCUAUGAACACAACAUUCCAGGAACUGCAGCAACAGUUAUGCUUCCAGGGGUCCCACGCCGUUGUCAGCAAGCCGCUUUUACUUCGAGGCCUCCCGAAUCCAAGCCUAUGGCAGAGGAAUGCUUUGAAGAACAGGAGAUGGGAUCUCUUCCUAUUAUUCGCUUUCCUACCAAGACUCCUGAUGCUGCUUGGCAACCGGUUGUUGUUCAGUUCAAAUCCCUGCCCAAACGAUUCCUUGUUCACGCUGCUAUCAUGGAGCCUUUUCGAAUCGCUGAUGAGCACUCCGGCAACUCCAGCAUCAUUCGCGUGCAUCUUCCAGGCAUGCAAGAGCAAAAGACCGUCGCUGUUCCCCAAAUAACAAGCUCUUCCCGUGGCGGUCGUGGUAAUGGCAGACCAUCUCCUCGCCCUCGUGGUAGUGGACGAGGGAGCAAACGAGAGGUUUCGAGCUCUCACGGAGAGUCGCCUACAACUCACAGUCGUGGCAGCCGUGGAAGCUACCGCGGAAAAGGCUCCGACAACUGGAACCGCAACGCUGCCUCGACCCGCGCUCAACCGCCGCUCUCGGCUUAG
Molecule: messenger RNA, 3447 nt
Organism: Akanthomyces muscarius
Lineage: Eukaryota; Fungi; Ascomycota; Sordariomycetes; Hypocreales; Cordycipitaceae
Exons: 3
Coding region: 1-3447 (1148 amino acids)
Source: RefSeq, a predicted model, not a curated record